Molecule: messenger RNA, 2121 nt
Organism: Cyclospora cayetanensis
Lineage: Eukaryota; Apicomplexa; Conoidasida; Eucoccidiorida; Eimeriidae
Exons: 13
Coding region: 1-2121 (706 amino acids)
Source: RefSeq, a predicted model, not a curated record
AUGAAGUCACUUUGCACUUUUGCCGUGACUGCGGUUGCAGCGGCAGCGGCGCACGGCCACUUUGUCGCUGCCGUCGGACACCGUACCAUUGUGCUCCAGGCUGCCAGUUCCGGAAAUAAUGCCUCUGAGCUUACUGAUCUGAUUUUGCAGUCUUGCUAUAGAAAAACCGUUCCUGAUAGAUAUGAUAUGCGUGAAGCUCGGAUUCAUGUGCUGUCCCCGUACUCUUCAGCGGGUGGCAACGAAGGAAAACAUUGCACAGAAGAAAUCAACGCUUGGAGAAAAAAAGUUUUCCCCUCAGCUGUGGAUUACGAGCCCUUGGAAGAGAUUCCGAAGAGCACCAAACACCUCAAAGAAUUUUUGGCUUCCACUGGAUGUGAUGCCCUCAAGCGCGGGAGCUUCAACCACAUCGUAGGUUGCCAAACCGAGGAAAGCGACACGGAAGGAACGGAUGACAUGGGAAGAGGCAACGAGCUGGAAGAAGAGGGCCAAGACGAAAGAGAACUCAUCCUUCUCAGUGACGAAAGCAAAGCUAAAUUAUUCGUGAUUUCGGCCGUGAAAAACGAAGCAACAAGAGAGGGAACUGAAAUCACAUGCAAAGAAGCUAUUGAGCAAUGGAAAACUGGAUUCACAGUUUUUAAGAACAAGUACCCUCCGGAGUACAAAGACAACACCGACAAAUACGCAAAUGGAAAUGCUGCAGCCCUUGUCAGCUUGCUUAGCAAGAACGAACAGAAGAUUUACUGUGGGCAUCCAAAAGGGUGUCCCGAUGAAAAUAGUGUGCUUGUCUGCUACUUCAAACCAUCCGGUAUUGAAGAAGGCUCUUAUCCUGUAACCCCCCAAAUAUGGCAUCAGGUUGAGGAAUACUUUAAGACGAAACCCACACUGAAAGCUCACGGACCCGAACAUACACAGUGCUUGGAGGCGGUCAACAAGCUGCGUGGGGCCGAGGGACUGAAUCUUGACGGUUUUACGGCCCUAGGACAGAGCAAUUCUCAGCGAAGAUUCAAACGAGGUGGCACUUCAGUCUCCGUCAAGGAGUAUGAAAAGGUCUUGUACAAAUUGACCUGCGACGAUAUUAACAAUUCAACAAUCGAUCCAGCGGCUGCGGACGGGUACACGGUAAUCUUCUAUUCCAAAGAGGGGGAAGACGCCCCCACAGCCGAAGAAGCCGUUAAGUUUUGGGAGACGGGGUUGGAGAAGCUGAACUCGCAGUUCGGGAACGAGCUUCCACCAGCCUUUACUCCUAAGUCAGCCUCACCAGAAUCCGAAGACCUGGAAACCAUCACUGACUCAGGUGACGACCAGGAAACUCCUGGAAUUUAUUAUGACAGCGCAGUAGCUGGAUACGUGUCCCUGAUGGCGGAUGGGUCGCGCAAAAUGGGCUGCUACAAUGCUACUGGUUGCACUAACAGCGCACUUAUAUGUAUAAUUGAAGAUAAGACUUUGGUUGAGAACGAGAAUCCCAUCAGUGAAGAGACAUGGGAAAAAAUCUUGAAGAUCCAAGGGAUCAGACCCACUUUGCAGCGUCGUGAUGCUGACUGCCUUGACGAGAUCAACAACUUUCGUACCCAAGAAAGUCUGGGCCUAGCGCCAUUCGUUGCUGUUGCACAGCAGAAGGAAGAGAAGACCAAAGAAUCAACCGUCAGCGACUUCCUCAAAACGCUUACAUGCCAGGCAAUCAUUGAUGGAAAUGCUACCGUCACAGACGGGGAAAAUAACAAAAGCAUCCUAUACCAUCACGGCACUGAAGGUACUUGCUCUGAGGCUGUGACAGCGUGGGAACGCGGUUACGAGGUGUUCAGGGACCUCGAACUCCCCCCAGUGUACACUUCUUCUGAAAAGAUCUACAAGGAUGGCGCAGCAACAAAUUUCAUAUCGCUGAUCAGCGAAGGAACAAACACAACAGUCGCGUGUUACGACGCCACCGGCUGCGCAGAGAGUGCUGUGGUGUGCGAGCUGAGUCCGAGCGUUUUCACCGAAGGGACCGCGCCAAUCACAAAAGACACUUGGGCCAAGCUUACUCCGACAGUGCCGCCAAGUGGAGCAGCAGCAAUUUCGUCCGCCUCGGCCCUACUGGGCGGCGUACUUGCAGUGAUUGCUGCCCUUGCAAUCCAGUUUUGA